AUGUCUUCACCACCCGCCCCGGAACCGCUCUACCCGAGGAAACCAGAGCCCAUCGGCUGGUUCUUCGAAGACAUACGCUUCCGCGAAGACCCCAUCCCCGAAACAUGGUGGUUCAUCCCCUGGAUCAACACCGAGUACUGCGAGAUCGACGAGCCAUCCUCCUACCCCAAACAGCCCGCGAGUCUACUCUACUACGAGACAACGGGUGUAGGGCACUACCGCGGUUCAGGCAUCGUCGUUGAAGAAAUCGACGGCACAGUAAUCGGAUGCUACAAGAUCCGCGCCGACACUGAAGCCGGAGACGAGGCUAGAAAAGAAGUCGAAGAGCUCAAAGCAAAAGUGCGCAAGGCGGAGGCGGAGAACAUCCCCAUCGAGCGCAUCGAUAAGCAUAAGGGUAGGGCGAAGAAGAAGGGAGGUCGUACUGCUGGAUUGGCGGAUAAACGUUACGAAAAGUCGCUGCGGAUGGGGGACAAGAAUUACGACGGGAAGCCUUUGAAUAUCCCGAAUCAGAUCCGUCGCUUGAAUGGUUUGAUUAUAGACCCGCGUCCCAGUAAGAUUGCCCUGCACAGGGAGGAAGCUUUUUUUCUUCAUGAAGCUAUGGGAGGUUGUUCCUUCAAGGAUUAUGGUGCUCAGUAUCCGCAGUUGGAGUAUCAGAUUCGCAACGCUAUGAAGGAUACUUUUGAUGUUCUGGAUCUGCCGAUCUAUCGCCAGAAGCAGAUUAAAGCUGCGGAGAAAGCUGGACGUCCUGAGAAGGGGUUCACGGAUGAACAAUCAUCCAGUGAGUCGGAGGAAGAGGAAGUCGAGGUGAAGGAAGAGGAAGAGGAAGAGGAAGAAGUUGAUCUGAAGGAUACAAUAGAGGUGGAUGAGACCCUUGAUGACAUACUUUUUGAGCUGGAAGAAGAUGAAGGGAUCUUUGAGAGUGGCGACGAAGUCGAAGAGGACUAA
Messenger RNA from Didymosphaeria variabile, 945 nucleotides. RefSeq lists its product as uncharacterized. NCBI's taxonomy places the organism in Eukaryota, Fungi, Ascomycota, Dothideomycetes, Pleosporales, Didymosphaeriaceae. The coding region runs from base 1 to 945 and encodes 314 amino acids. The record is from RefSeq and is a predicted model, not a curated record. The transcript is spliced from 2 exons.